This is a messenger RNA of Mugil cephalus (flathead mullet), 4599 nucleotides long. It is a transcript of the gene nr2f2, whose product is annotated as nuclear receptor subfamily 2, group F, member 2. The transcript has 3 exons. The coding region runs from base 856 to 2127 and encodes 423 amino acids. Gene Ontology annotation, molecular function: nuclear receptor activity; RNA polymerase II cis-regulatory region sequence-specific DNA binding; retinoic acid binding. Gene Ontology annotation, biological process: anatomical structure development; cell differentiation; negative regulation of transcription by RNA polymerase II. NCBI's taxonomy places the organism in Eukaryota, Metazoa, Chordata, Actinopteri, Mugiliformes, Mugilidae. The record is from RefSeq and is a predicted model, not a curated record.
GUAACGUGUGCUAAGUUGCAGCAGUCGUGUCAAAGUUCACUAUAUAGAGAGCUCAGUGAGCUGAUCAGAGAGAAAGCAUUCUGCCAGCCCGGCUCCUACCAAUCGCAAAUCACUUCCUAACCUCCGCCUUUUUAACAUAUUUGAUCACUUUGAUUCUCUACUCCUUUUUCCUAUUAUUUUCCAGCGCACGGAGGAGGUUUGUAGGUGGUGAUCUUAGUUUUUUUUUUGUUUUGGGUUUUUUAGUGCUUUCGCUUUUUUGAGGGGAGAGUUGUCUUCAUAUUCCAAGCUCUCAAAAACAUUGGCUUCAGCUGCGCGCUCGCUGGCGCUACCUCACCAGGAGAAAAGGAAGAAGACGCGAUUUUCUUUUCUUUUUUUUUCUUUUUUUUUUAACCCAGUUGGUGAUUUUCUCCAAGACUUGUGCUGGAACUUGAUAGUGGCUGCUACAGUGUGCUCACCAAUUGUUUUAUGCUGCUGCGGGCACGGUGUUAUCAACCUGCUCCAUCACUGACUGAACAGUCCAUGCUACCUCGGCUGGUCCUUUUUUAAUAUUUAGCCUACCUUUGCCAUUGAUGGCCGUGCUGGAUGGCUGACUGUAAGCGCCCCUGGACUUGGCCUUUAAGCGCAAGGCAGCGACUCAGCUCGCCAUCGCAUCAGUUUUGAAAACGUGCUUCGCAGCGUCUCCAACAGCAAUAAAUCGACAGUUUUUUCGGGAGAUCCAGAGUGGAUUCAUCGUAGGCUAGAUCUGACAUUUUGUGUGUCUGGCUCUUAAUCCCAGUUUACCGCGUUUCCCUGAGACGUUAUCCACCGCGACACCAAAACGGCAGACAAAAAGUUUCUUUACGUUGACUGAUAGAUAUGGCAAUGGUAGUGUGGAGAGGCUCCCAGGACGAUGUGGCUGACACCCAAGGCACCCUUUCCUCGCAGACCCAAGGAGGACUAUCUCUUCCCACCCCUCAACCAGGCCAGUUGAAUCUGACAGCCUCUCAGGUCGCCCCUCCGACCCCUCAGACUCCGGUCCAAGGACCCCCGAACAACACACAGUCCACGCCGACGAACCAGACGACGCAGCAGUCGGAGAAGCAGCCACAGCACAUUGAAUGCGUGGUGUGUGGGGAUAAAUCUAGUGGCAAACACUACGGCCAGUUUACUUGCGAGGGCUGCAAAAGCUUCUUCAAACGGAGCGUACGACGGAACCUCACUUACACAUGCCGUGCCAACAGGAAUUGUCCAAUCGACCAACACCACCGCAAUCAGUGUCAGUACUGCCGCCUCAAAAAAUGCCUUAAAGUCGGCAUGAGACGGGAAGUUUCUCUUUUUACUGCAGCCGUGCAAAGGGGACGGGUGCCACCCACACAGCCACACCACGGUCAGUUCGCCUUGACAAAUGGAGACCCACUCCACUGCCAUUCCUACUUAUCCGGAUAUAUCUCUCUUCUGUUGAGAGCGGAGCCCUACCCGACGUCCCGGUAUGGCAGCCAGUGCAUGCAACCCAACAACAUAAUGGGCAUCGAGAACAUUUGUGAACUAGCAGCCAGGAUGCUCUUCAGUGCCGUGGAGUGGGCCAGGAAUAUUCCCUUCUUUCCAGACCUUCAGAUCACCGACCAGGUGGCUCUGCUGAGGUUGACGUGGAGUGAGUUAUUUGUGCUCAACGCGGCGCAGUGCUCCAUGCCCCUGCAUGUGGCUCCUCUCCUGGCGGCGGCUGGCCUUCACGCCUCCCCCAUGUCUGCGGACAGAGUGGUGGCCUUUAUGGACCACAUUAGGAUCUUCCAAGAACAAGUGGAGAAGCUCAAAGCUUUGCACGUUGACUCUGCUGAAUAUAGCUGCUUAAAGGCAAUUGUGCUCUUCACCACAGAUGCUUGUGGGCUCUCAGAUGUGGCCCAUGUGGAAAGUUUGCAGGAGAAGUCCCAGUGCGCCCUGGAGGAAUAUGUCCGGAGCCAGUAUCCCAACCAGCCAACACGGUUUGGGAAGUUGUUACUUCGCUUGCCUUCCCUCCGCACAGUCUCUUCCUCGGUCAUAGAACAAUUAUUUUUCGUCCGAUUGGUAGGUAAAACCCCAAUUGAAACUCUCAUCAGGGAUAUGUUGCUUUCGGGGAGCAGUUUUAACUGGCCUUACAUGUCAAUUCAGUAAACCAAGAAGGAGACGAACAAACAAAAGGUUGGGGUUGGGGGGCUGCGAGACUACAAUGAUUAUAGCUGCUUUUGUGGAAGGAAUAAAAAAAAAAAAAAAAAAAAAAAAAAAACCCAACCGGCUGUUACACGGGGCUGGCUUUCAUGAAGAAAGACAUUGACGUAAAUGACUGUGAAUCCCCCCCACCCCCCCACUCAAAAAAAAAAGAAAAAAGAAAAAAAAUUGAGACAUCCACUGAACUUUCAAAAUGGCAGAUACAAGCUCCCAGUGUUCACGUAGAACAACCUGCUUCGAUCCAUUUUUUUUUUUACUGAAAGAAGAAAAUGAGGAAAAAAAGGAAAAGGGAUUUUGUUGAUCCGUAGAAGGAAAAUUUUAAGUAUUAAGUGCAUUUAAAAAUGAAAAUUUGGGUUAAAAAAAUGACAAAAAAAAUGGAGAAAGGGAAAAUACAAAACGUGAAUUUUCUUUUCUCAAAUGACUUGUCCUGUGUCCAUGUAUAGCUGUGUUUUGUACUUUCUUUGUUCCUCCUUUCUGGUUCCAAACCGGCCUAUGUGAUUUCUGUAGUACAGGUGGUGUUAUUUUCUAAGACAAUGAUUUAUUUUGAAAUGGUGAAAUAAUGUAAAAAAUAAUAAUAAAAAAAAAAGUUCUAAAAAAGAAUUAAAACCACAGCAAUAGGAGAAAUAGGCUUAUGAUCUAGGCUUAAUGCUGCAAGCGCACUUAUAUUAUAGGAUGACCAAUAUACCAUCUGGGGCUAAAUAGGGAGGUUUUUGGAGUUCGUGUUCAACUUUAUGACCCAGCGGGAACAUUUCUUUGCUCUUUAUUACUAUGAAGUCGCAGGAUCCACUUUUCUUUCCCACUGCUGUUUUUGACUAAAAAUCUUAAUCUGACGCUCGCAGACAUGACGGGCCCACAUGAUUUAAAUGAUUUGGCUUUUUGAAUAACCUUCCACGUCUCAUCCAGCUCUGGAUAUUUGUCUCCAAGUUCUCCAAUUGGACACGUCUGAAGAAAUAAUAAGAAUCAAAAGAGAACGAUUCCUACAAGUAGCCAAUAAGACCUGCUGUUAUUGAGGUAUUUAAGGCAGUUUGUUCAAAAUGCGUAAAAUGCGCAUCGAAGAGCGUUUGCAGUGGCUCAAACUGAACCGAGCGCAUAAUUGGCUCGUUUAAAAUAAAAGUUGGAGAGGUCAAGGGUCAUAAAAGUUGGAAGCCUGGCCAGAGAGUAGUGUUUAAUAGCAGUAUUAUUAAAGCGUCCCUGAAAUGUCACCCUUUAUUCACUUCAAGCAUUAAGUGCCUGACAAGCAUGAUGUGAUUUCUUAUCAAAACGUUGUUAAACUAUAGGCCUAAACAGCAUUUCUUUUUUUUCUUUUCUUUUUUUUUUUUGGUGGGGUGGGGGAGGGCACAAUUAGAUUUGAAACUUCAGUCGUGUAUCCCACUUGAGAAACGCUGAUUAGAGGCAGUAUUCUUGUAAAUAUAGGUCAAUUCAUUUCAACGAGUUUUUCCUUUAUACAAAGUAUAUGUGAUUAAGAAAAAUCUGUGGUUGCCAUUUUUUUUCUCUCUCUCUCUCUCUCGGUAAUACAACGUCUUCAAAAUUGAGUGGCAGACUUAGCUAGUAGCACUGAAAGUUAUGUUUUUAAUGUAUAUACAUAUUACUACAAAUGUUUUCUUUUUCAUGUAUAUUUAGACUGUGAAUGCAUGGCCACAGGUCGCUAACCUAUUUUACCUUUGAUAUAUAAAUGUAAAUGUUUUCUCUCUCUUUCUCUCUCUCUCUUAUUUUUAUUUUAUUUUUAUUUUUAUUUUUUGACUGUAUAGAUAUAAUCUGUGCAUUCAGUACACUAGCCCUUGUAUUUAAAGAAACAGAAAAGAAAAGAAACGACGUUCAUUAUUAGGCUACAGACUUAAACAGGGUGAGCAGGUUUGGAAAAAAAAGGAGCUGAUAUUUUAACUUUAGUGUUAUUGCUCCUUUGGUGUUUGACAGGUGCCGUGGUGCGUGUGUGUGUGUGUGUGUGUGCGUGUGUGAGCGUGAGCGUGUGUCUGCGUGCGUGUGUGCGCGCUCGCGCACGCGUGUGUGCAUUUGGAAGCUAGCAAUUUUGUCCUUGUUUUGAGGCUUUUCUUCACCACACACAGAAACACCAUGUCGUGGUUGAAUUAAAAGGGAUCACUGAUUGAACACUGAUCUUUGGCUGUGCGUAGCCACAUAUGGACCAGAGAAUGAUACAUGAUUGUAAUUAUGAACAGUUUAAACUGACCCACGUUUUUAUAUAAAUAUAUAAAAAUAUAUGACUGCAGGGUAUUGAUAACGUAUAGAUACUUUUUUUAUGAUUAUUAUUAUUAUUAUUAUUAAUUGCAAGUGAUAUAUGUGAGUGUGUGUGAAAGUUUAUAGUUGAACACAAUUCUUGUUUGUUUGUGUUAGCUUAUUGUAAACAAGCAUUCUGCUGUAAAUUUGUUCUUGGUAUUAAAUUAUAAUUUAUGAAUUUGAAAA